ACUCGGGACUAGUUCGAAAAUUAAAAUGAAACAAAUUCCCAGCAUGACAGCAUCCAUAUAUUUAGCUUUCGUUUUCUCAUUAUCAGGUUAACAAUGGUCCUCUUCAAAAUAAAAAAAAGGUUACGACAAAAGAAAUCGGCUUCACAAAGUACCUUGAGAUAAAUGUAAGUAUUCAUUGCACCCAUCAUCGCAGACUAUGUGCACAUAAAUUUGCACAUGUAUUUAGGUAGAUUUAAUUCGAUCAAUAUGUAUUAUAUCCAUAUUAUUUGCAUAUGUUUGUAAGUAUAUGUAGCUGCAUGAGUCAUUUCAGGAUAAGGUAUUUUCGUCGAACGGUAGAAUUUGGAUAAAUAACUCGGCAAUGAACAAUUAAAGAUCGCAUAAUAAACUGGCUUUAACGAUGGUUUAUCUGAUGCACAUAAAUAAAAAUAUGUGAAAGUGGUGUUAUAUAAUAAGCAUCAAUUUAAUUGUUUCGCAUUCAUUCUUGCACAACUAUUCUUGUCGAUUCAAGUUAAUUCUGUGGUUUGGUGUCUUUGAGGUUUUAGUUUAUCUUGAAAUCUUUGCAAUAAUGUGGUUUUUAUCGUUAGCUUCUUCAACUCCGUGGACGAAUUGUAGAUACUUUUAUGUCAUCUUAUUCUAUUUUAAUGCAAUUGGUACAAGGAGGCACGAGUUUCGUCUACAAGCACGAAAAAAAUGCAAAAAUGAAAUAAAUGAAUGACAGUAAUGUUUCCUCUGCCGAUCAGUCGACGGUCCUUCUUUUCGAGUUAUAAAUAUCCCGUUUUAUGUAUAACUACUAAAUAUCUUAAAAGUUAUCCAUGCAACUUUGAUUUUUACUUCUAAAAAACUCAUGAUUUUUAUAGUUAUUAUUGCACGUGAUAUUUUUUAAGAAAAUUUAUUGCUAAACUAUGGACGUCUUUUGUCACAAUUUGUCAUUGGUCAUCCUCAUAAGCAUAACGCUGUGGAAGUCUGGGAUAUCUGAACCCCCUCAAUUCUUUAAUCCAGAGCAGGAUUUACAACAAUGGAAUCCCUCCACAGACCAGAACAAUUAUCCUCCCACAUUCCUACCAACAACGUCCCUCUCCUCGUCUUCUUCUUGUCCACCAAACGACCCCGUAAGAAACGAGCAGCUUGUGAUUCAUGCCUACAUUGGUCUCGCCACUAAUCCGAAACGAGUCGAAAAUUCCUUUCAUCCAGAUUACAUCCAACAUAAUCCAACCAUUGCAGAUGGAAGAGACGCCGUAAUUCAAGAUCCUGAUCCCAUUCAAGGAGUAGAAUUCAUGAAAACGGCGGCUGAUGCGGACCUAGUUUGGACAUUGGCCCGGUUAAAAGUGUUUAAUCAGUCGUAUAUUGCUGCUGACAUUUUUCGGGUGGAAUGUGGACAGAUUAAAGAGCAUUGGGAUGUUCUCGAAUUGGAAGGAGAAAAACAAAUUCGCACUUCCGGUGCAUUCAUUCAAAAAUGAGUUUGUUUCCUUACAGAAAAUAUAAAUUUAAUUAUUAUACAAUUUUUUGAUAUGAUUACCACACGAUUUUCUCAUUGGCUUUUCAUUUUUAUUUAAUUUAUUUUAUAUAACAUUCAAUUUUCAUAUCAUUUUUCAUAUCAUUUCUGUAAGCAAUUAUUCUUAUCCUCUAUGUAUGUAUAUUGUUCAGCAUUUAGUUAUUACAAAUGGCAAUUAACAAUUAGAACUGUCGAUAAAAUAAACUUAAAGGUUCCACUUUUGCAAAAAUGAAAUAGCAUUGUGGAAA
This is a messenger RNA of Folsomia candida, 1740 nucleotides long. RefSeq lists its product as uncharacterized. The record is from RefSeq and is a predicted model, not a curated record. The transcript is spliced from 2 exons. The coding region runs from base 903 to 1457 and encodes 184 amino acids. NCBI's taxonomy places the organism in Eukaryota, Metazoa, Arthropoda, Collembola, Entomobryomorpha, Isotomidae.